This is a messenger RNA of Populus euphratica (Euphrates poplar), 2227 nucleotides long. RefSeq lists its product as uncharacterized. The record is from RefSeq and is a predicted model, not a curated record. The transcript is spliced from 4 exons. Gene Ontology annotation, cellular component: membrane; cytoplasm. The coding region runs from base 113 to 1978 and encodes 621 amino acids. Gene Ontology annotation, biological process: protein folding in endoplasmic reticulum. NCBI's taxonomy places the organism in Eukaryota, Viridiplantae, Streptophyta, Magnoliopsida, Malpighiales, Salicaceae.
GACUUCUUGUAUUAACUCCAAAGAUUCAUUCAUGUGACAGUCUAAAGCAGAGUCGGAAACCACUACCAUCCCCCACCUCUAAGGAGAGGAGACGAGAGGACAUCGAAGAGUCAUGAAAAAAACUCGACAAGGGUUCUCAGUCUCAAACGCCAUUGUUUGUCAAAACAACAAAAUCAUAAACGGCCAUUCAAGAAGGAGAAGUUUGUAUGAGCUGCGCUUCUCUUUGCUUUUCCUACUUUGUUAUCUUCUCUUCUUGUUCUGUGCUAGACUUAGCAUUGGUCUUGGAAAUCAAGGGAAUUUGACUCUUGAUGACAGUAGCAUACCUUGUUCCAGUGAUCUCAAAGAUACUCUUUGCGGUGAUACAUAUUCACGUGAUGCCAAUAGAAGCAAUAAUUGUACAAAUGGAAUUCUGCUAGGGGCCAAUUUAUCUAACAGCAAUAACAAUGCUACAGUUCAUACUGCCUCGAGAAAUCAGAGGUGCCCACUCCCAGAGACAAAUAGAUUAGAAGAAGUACUUUUGAGUACUUUAGGGUAUGGUUCUUCAGGGUUAAUAAUGAAGAAUCCAGAAGAACUGAAGGCAGUUAAACCAAAAGAACUACCUAGUGGAAGACUUCAGCAUUUGACUUAUCUCAACUUUGACGAGUUCCGGAACUUAACAAGACAAGAAAAAGGCAAAGUGCUGCCCAAGCAGCUUGCUAACAUCACCCACCGGCUUGAGCCUGAUGGAAAAGAGUACAACUAUGCCUCUGUGACUAAGGGUGCAAAGGUGCUUGUGUACAAUAAGGAGGCUAAAGGAGCAUGUAACAUACUGGGGAAGGAUCAUGAUAAGUACCUGAGAAACCCUUGUCUCACGAGAGAGAAGUUUGUUGUGAUUGAGCUUUCAGAGGAGACACUGGUUGAUGUCGUUAAAAUAGCAAAUUUCGAACAUUAUUCCUCCAAUUUCAAGGAUUUUGAACUGUCAGGAAGUUUGACCUAUCCAACUAGAACUUGGACACAGUUGGGAAAUUUUGUGGCUGCAAAUGUGAAGCACAUUCAAGAUUUUAAGCUGCCUGAACCCAAAUGGGUGAGGUAUUUGAAGUUGAAUUUACUAAGUCAUUAUGGGUCAGAAUUUUACUGCACGUUGAGUGUUGUUGAGGUAUAUGGAGUAGAUGCAAUUGAGCAGAUGCUUGAAGAUUUCUUUGUGCCAUCCGAAGAACCUCUUCCCAAUGAAUUGCCAGAGCCUAAUUCAACUGCAGCCCCACCUUCAAAGCCAGAAUCAAGUCUGGCUGACAAGGAAGAUAGUGGGAAAGUUCACAACGGGAGUGAAUCGAGUGAUAAUGCUGGCAUGGAGACAGAGAACAUACAUGGUAUUCAACAAUCCAGUCCCAGUGUGAAGAAGAAUCCUGAGAGUAUAAACGUGAUUGCUAAUCCUGUAACUGGAGUUAGACAGCUUUUAAUUAGCAGAAAACCAGGUGACACUGUUCUAAAGAUCUUGAUGCAGAAGCUGAAGUCGCUUGAACUAAGUUUAACUAUGCUCGAGGAGUAUAUCAAAGAAAUGAAUCAGAGAAAAGGAGAUAUUCUGCCAAAGCUUGAUCAAGAGCUAUUCAGGAUUUCAUUGCUUGUGGAGAAGAGCAGAAUAGAAAUUAGAGAUCUCAUGGAAUGGAAGGAGAACACGGAUAAAGUGCUCAUGGAGUUCGAAUCAUGGAAAGCUGGUGUUUCAUCUAGUAUGGAUGCAAUGAUUAGAGAAAAUACAAGGCUAAGAUUGGACGUUGAAAAGGUUGCAAACGAUCAAGCAAAUCUGGAAAGUAAAGAACUCGCAGUGCUAGCCAGGAGUAUUGUUUUUGUGUGCUUUUCAACUGCCAUGCUGGUUUCUGCAAAAGUUUCAAAAUUCUUAGCAGCCGCAUCAUAUUUGGGGAAGGCAUGCCGGACUAGAAGAGGUUGGAUAAUGAUACUAGUUAGCAGCACUAUCAUAAUAUUCGUUACACUACUCUCCAGCUAGUCCCUUCUUCGUAGCUUGAGAACCGGUAGGUAAGAGCUUCGAAUUUUUUUCCUGGAGCAUCAGAGUCAGCUAAUGUAAUGCUUCGGGGUUGUGAUAUCAACAGAACCAUAACAAUAUUCAUUAUCUUGCUGUGUACGUUGUCUUCACUUUUGUAGCUCUAGAAAAUCAGAUCCUUCGUUGAUAUUUGGCUUUUGCCUCUUCGUAACUAUAGCUUUUACAUCAAUGUAAAGCAUGCUGUUAUUAUCUUUA